Plectropomus leopardus (leopard coralgrouper) is the source of this 3026-nucleotide messenger RNA. NCBI's taxonomy places the organism in Eukaryota, Metazoa, Chordata, Actinopteri, Perciformes, Serranidae. The record is from RefSeq and is a predicted model, not a curated record.
GCAGCGCGUGAGGAUGAUGCCAGCCAGAGAUAGAUGGAUUGGCGAGGGAGGAAAAAAACUGCACAGUGACACAACUAGAGUAAAGAGGAGGCGGUUGAUGAGUGAGAGUAAAAACUGAGAGAGUUACGGAACAAAGGAAAAAUAAAGAGCAGAGGGGAACAGGAAAUAGCCGGAAACUCGCCGCUGGCUGGUUCUUUUUGUGCCCGCACCGAUGUCCGAGGCCCGCCCGGUGCCAGCUGAAGACAGUCGACCGAGGCAGAGCGCACAGGCACGGUCACUGGAGUGGAAAGCUUCGGGGAGCGGACACCGCUGGAGCUCUUCUUUGUGACUCAGACUCUAUGCAAGGACAUUGCAGCUCAUUGUUUUCACAAGUGGAAGUGGCUGUGUCCUGUGAUCGGACGGUGACCUGUUUUGCUGUCCAGUGAUGGAUUCACCCACAGAUCUUUUCAGUGACUCUGCUCCCCAGAUACACGCCUUUGCUCCCACCCACAGCGCUACAGAUCUCCCAGGAGUUCAUCCUUCGCCCAGUGCAGGUCGCCCUCCUCCUGCCUUCAGACCCCCCGGCUUCCCCCUCAUCCACCACCUCCUCCAGCCUGGUGGAGCCCAGAGGAGGAUCGGAGGGCAACUUAACACAAACCCGAGUGCACACAGACACCUAGAGGACAGAAAUUUGGAGGAAGACAGGGAAGAGAGGGAUGGACAGGUGGAGCAAGGUAUGGAAGGAGGAGAGGAUGGAGUGCUGGAGGGAGAGGACAGCUUGUUGGGGGUUAAGAAGAGGCACAGUGAUUCCGCCCUCGCGGCCGAGUGGAGUCAGGAUGUCUUGAAAGUGAAGAGGAUGAAGCUGGAAAGCCGGCCGAGAGAUGGAGAGAUGGAGGAGGGAGGGAGGAGGUGCGAGGGGGGGAGGGAGGGGAAGAGAAGAGAGAGGGAGGAGCUGAAAGAACAGCUGGAGGAGGCAAGAGAGAGACUGCAGGCCCUGCAGGAGAAAGUAUGGAGGGCUUUUGGGGAAAAGCACAUGGCAGAGGAGGAGAGGAAAAGGAGGUGCAGAAACAGAGAUAGAGGAGAUGCUGGGAUGAUGGAGGAGGAGGACAUCACAGAGGGGAUGUAUGAUGAAGAGGACAUUGACGGUGGAGAGCUGGAAAAGGAAACAUUCUCCCUUCUUUCUGUUUCUCCUUUUGACAACUUCCACAAGCAGAGAGAGGAGAGGCAAAAAGACAGAGAGGGGAGGACGGAGAGAGGAAGAGGAGGGUUGCAGUUGGAGGGAGUGAUGGAAGGAGCAGGGUUGUGGUUGGAUUGUGGCGGGCUGGUGAGAGGAGACUGGCAAGGAGGGAUAGAAGACGAGGGUGAGGAGGGAGGGCAGAAGUUUGCUCAGGCACUGAAGCUGGAGUUGGGGAGCGCUGUGGCUCGAGUCAUCGACCGAGUCCUCCGCCUUUACACCGAGAUGACUGAUGUCGCUCCUUCAUCUCCUCCUGCUGCCAUCUCUUUUCUCCCGUCUGACGCAGGAAAUGAUGGAGGGAGGGAGAGGGGAAUGUGGAUGGGACUUUUAACAAGAGGAAGAGGGGAGGAGAAAAUGAGAAGUAAGGAGGAGAAGACAGGAAAGCAGGAUGCAGAGAAGGAGCUCCAAAAGAGGAGUAACACUUUGCCUCCAGGGCAGCCCAAUCUCAAUGAAGCAUCAGAUGUGGCAAUCCCAUUGGCUGUUCAAAGGUCACCUGACAUACGAAAAGCCCACCCUCUCCUCGGCCCACCUCUCUCUACUCAUCUAAAUCCCUCUCAUCCGAACCUCUCCCUCCAUCACCCCUCCUUACCUCGCCCUCCUCCUCUUUCUCAUCCUCCCCUCCUAGCUCCAGCUUCACAACCCAAAGACCUCUCCACCUCCUUCCACCCAUCCUCCUCUUCUUCCUCUUCCUCCUCAUCUUCCUUCCCCGCGCCUCCCCCUCCUCCUCCUCCUCCUCCUCCCCCUCCUCCCCCUCUCCCCCUCCUCCCCCACUCCAUGCAGCAGCUCUUCUCUCGCUCCCUCCACCACCCCCAACUCCCCCACCUCCCCCCGUCCCGCAAGGACUAUUUAAACUCCGACCCUUUCUUGGAGUUCUCGUCUCACCCCUCGUCUCACCCGUCUUUCCCACCGCUCCCCUUGCUCGGUCACCUGGACGCCUCCCUUGCACGCCACGCUCACGGAGGCAGGGAGAGAGGGAUGAGGGGAGACGGCGGGAUGAGAGGAGGAGGGAUGGAUGGAGGAGAGCUCUUCCUGACUGCUGGAGGAACCCAGGAGGGCUUGUCUCCCUGCCACCUGAAGAAAGCUAAGCUCAUGUUCUUCUACACCCGCUAUCCCAGCUCCAACACACUCAAGACCUUCUUCCCCACUGUCUAGUUUAACCGCUGCGUGACCUCCCAGAUGAUUAAAUGGUUCAGCAACUUCAGAGAGUUCUUCUACAUCCAGAUGGAGCGCUUUGCACGACAGGCUGUCCGCGAGGCUCUCACCCGGGAUGGUGCACCUCGUCUGGGCAGAGACGGUCAGCUGCGAGUGGGCAGAGAUACAGAGCUCUACCGCAUACUGAACAUGCACUACAAUAAAAGUAACGUCUAUCAGGUGCCAGAGAGGUUUAUCGAGGUGUCAGAAGUCGCUCUGAGGGAGUUUUACUCAGCCAUUUGGACUGGGAGAGACAGCGACCCCUGCUGGAAGAAAGGGAUCUAUAAAAUUAUCUGUAAGCUUGACUCCCCGGUACCAGAUGCCUUCAGACUACCGGGUUGUCCUGUUGGCUGAUGAUACUUUAAUCUGGUACAUGUAUAAGAAUGCAUGCAUGAAAAACACAAACUCACUGAAAGAAGGGAAUUGUAUUAAAGCAUUCAUAAUCUGUGAGAACUGGUGAGAGGAAAUCAAAUCAUUUCUUCAGUUCGUUCAUAAUUCAUUCAGUUUGAGAAAAAAAAGUUUGACAUAGUGUGCAGGGAAAGACUCAUAGAUGCUUAAAUGGACAGACACUCACAGUGAAAACUGACACCCUCAGUGCUUUGAUAAGAGCCUUGUGACUGCA